AUAAUCCCCAACAUCAUCAACAACCUGAUUAUUGGUAGAAUUCUUCUGCACGCCAGGUUUAACUCUGGAGCUUCAUCGUUUCUUUCAUGGGGAGUUGUCCAACUGCACAGAUGUUCAAGAGGAAGGUAAUGAAGAUGUUCUGCGGACACCCAGAAACAGAUGCGAAGGGUGAGGUGGAAGAGAUGAAGCUGAAGAUCAAAGGGACAGUGGUGUUGAUGAAGAAGAAUGUGUUGGACUUAACUGAUGUCAAAGCUUCCGUUCUUGAUCGGUUUCAUGAGUGCUUUGGCAAGGGUGUUUCUUUUCAGCUUGUCAGUGCCACUCAUACCGACCCAGCUAAAGGGUUUGGAGGCAAGCUUGGAAAGCCAGCUUUCUUAGAGAAGUGGAUUACAACAAUUACACCCCUAACAGCAGGGGACACUGUCUUCUCUGCUACAUUUGACUGGGAUGAGUCUAUGGGUGUUCCUGGUGCUUUCAUAAUCAAGAACCAUCAUCACAGCCAGUUUUACCUCAGGUCAGUGACUCUAGAAGGUGUUCCUGGACAAGACAGGAUACAUUUCGUCUGUGAUUCCUGGGUCUACCCACAACAUCGCUACAAAUAUAAUCGCGUCUUCUUUUCCAACAAGACCUAUCUUCCACAUCAAACACCGGAGCCCUUACGGAAGUACAGAGAAGAAGAACUUGAAAAUCUUAGAGGAAAUGGAAAAGGAAUGCUCAAGGAGUGGGAUAGAGUUUAUGACUAUGCUUACUACAAUGACCUGGGAAAUCCAGACAAGGAUCCAGAAUAUGGCCGCACAGUGCUUGGUGGAACACAGGAGUAUCCAUACCCCAGAAGAGGGAAGACUGGUAGGAAACCAACUAAAAAAGAUCCCAAUAGUGAGAGCAGACUGCCAUUGCUAAGUCUAAACAUUUAUGUUCCAAGAGAUGAACGGUUCAGUCAAGUGAAGUUCUCAGAUUUUCUGGCAUAUGCUGUGAAAUCCUUGCUUCAAGUAUUGCUCCCAGAGAUCGGUUCAUUAUGUGACAAGACCAUAAAUGAGUUUGACUCCUUUCAAGAUGUACUUAACCUCUAUGAAGGUGGUGUCAAACUACCAAAUGGCCCCAGUCUCAAGCAGCUAAGGGAUUGCAUUCCCUGGGAGAUGAUCAAGGAACUUAUCCGAAGUGAUGGUGAGAGAUGCUUAAAAUUCCCAGUGCCUUCUGUGAUUAAAGAGAGCAAGACUGCCUGGAGGACAGAUGAAGAAUUUGCUCGAGAAAUGCUUGCUGGAGUCAACCCAGUCAUAAUCAGUUGCCUACGUGAAUUCCCUCCAGCCAGCAACCUAGAUCCUAAAGUGUAUGGCAAGCAGAACAGUAGCAUAACCAAUGAGGACAUAGAGAAGAAUAUGAAUGGGCUAACAGUAGAUGCUGCAAUAAGAUCCAAGAAACUAUUUAUAUUAAAUCAUCAUGAUGCAUUGAUGCCAUACCUGACUCGGAUCAAUUCCACCAGCACAAAGACUUAUGCCUCUAGAACAGUGCUCUUGUUGCUAGAUGAUGGGACGUUGAAGCCAUUGGCAAUUGAGUUGAGCUUGCCACAUCCCCAAGGGGAACACCAUGGUGCCGUCAGCAAAGUUUUUACCCCAGCAGAGGAUGGAGUUGAAGGUUCAAUCUGGCAAUUGGCCAAAGCUUAUGCUGCUGUCAAUGAUUCUGGCUAUCACCAACUGAUUAGCCACUGGCUAAACACCCAUGCUGUGAUAGAGCCGUUUAUAAUUGCAACUCAUAGACAGUUGAGUGCUCUUCACCCCAUAUAUAAGCUUUUGCAUCCCCAUUUCCGUGACACAAUGAAUAUAAAUGCUCUGGCUCGCCAUAUACUCAUCAAUGCUGGUGGUGUGCUGGAGAACACAGUCUUUCCAGGUAAAUAUUCGUUGGAAAUGUCUGCAGUCCUCUACAAGAACUGGAAUUUCAUUGAGCAGGCACUUCCCAAUGAUCUACUUAAGAGGGGUAUGGCAGUUCAAGACUCAAGAUGCCCUCGUGGCCUUAGACUUCUGAUAGAGGAUUAUCCGUAUGCAGUUGAUGGGCUAGAAAUCUGGUCAGCCAUUGAAACUUGGGUAAGUGAGUAUUGCUCCAUCUACUACCCAGCAGACCAAGUGGUCAAAGAUGACCCUGAACUCCAGUCAUGGUGGACUGAGCUCCGCAAGGUAGGUCAUGGUGAUCUGAAAGAUGAACCGUGGUGGCCUGAAAUGAAUACACGAGCUGAUCUUGUGAAAUCAUGCACCAUCAUCAUAUGGUUGGCUUCUGCUUUUCAUGCAGCUGUUAAUUUUGGACAAUACCCUUAUGCUGGCUACCUCCCUAACAGGCCAACUGUAAGCCGUCGUUUUAUGCCUGAACCAGGCACCCCUGAAUAUGCGGAGCUGGCAUCAGAUUUUGAAAAGGGCUUCCUGAAAACAAUCACAGCCCAGUUCCAAACUCUCCUUGGUGUGUCUUUGAUAGAGAUUUUGUCCCGGCAUUCAACUGAUGAAGUUUACCUUGGACAGACAGAUAAUCCCAAUUGGACCACAGAUGAUGAAGCAUUGGCUGCAUUUGAGAGAUUUGGAAAUGAGUUGCUAAAAAUUGAAAACAGAAUUAUGGACAGGAAUAACAAUAGCAGAUUGAAAAACAGAGUUGGACCAGUUUGGAUGCCAUACACACUGCUUUUUCCUAACACCUCAAAUCACACUAAAGAGGGUGGACUUACUGGAAAAGGAAUUCCAAAUAGUAUCUCAAUCUAAUUUUUCUUCCUUUUUUCAUGCAGAGGGUGGAUGGGUAUUCUUGAGGCAAGUAUAUAUAUAGAAUAUUUUGUUGUUAAUCCAGAAAAAGAAGAAGAAGAAAAAAAGAAUGGCAAGCGCCUAUUAGGUCUUUGUAUUGUCAUUUUUUCUUGUGUUCUUUAUCUUGUUACAACCAUAAAUGUUUGUGUAGACUCUUGCUUCUGUUCAUGCCUAUUAGGUCUCAUCUAUUAGUUUUGUCAAAAAAUGUUGUCUUGUAUUCAAUUUCUGUGUUGUUAAGUACAUGUGCAGCCAUAAGUUUGUUCAAGACUUGCUCUCCAUGUCACAAUUUCUUCACGUGGACAGUACCCUGCCAAAUAUUUGCCUGUUUAACUCUGCCAUAAAUAUAUCAGUUUUGAGCAG
Messenger RNA from Rubroshorea leprosula, 3131 nucleotides. The record is from the annotation of a GenBank genome assembly. Lineage: Eukaryota; Viridiplantae; Streptophyta; Magnoliopsida; Malvales; Dipterocarpaceae.